AUGGCCAACAAGUUGGUAAUACUAUGCUUUGGCGACUCUUUGACGGCAGGCUACUAUUGUUAUGGACUGCACUACCAUCCAUAUGCGGGGAAACUCAAAGAAACACUCGAAGCAGCAUUUCCCGGCACCGAAAUAGUAAUCGACGUGGAUGGAGUUCCUGGUGACUUUGCCAUUAGUCCGCCCGGAGGCUUCCUGCCUCGGAUUCAAGACAAGUGUUUCAGUUCUCAGUAUGACUGGGUCAUUGUCCUCGGAGGGACGAAUGAUCUUGGAUAUCGCCAUCAACCUGAUGACAUAUACUCUGCGUUACAAGGCAGUUGGAAUGUGGCUCUCGCUUCGGGCGCAAAUGUCCUUGCCUUAACUGUUCCUGAAUGUGCAGCCAGGUCCCAGGAGCUCGACGAUAGUCGUGACAAGUUAAAUUCACAAAUUCUCUCACACAAGGCCGAGCGAUUGUGA
Molecule: messenger RNA, 453 nt
Organism: Penicillium lagena
Lineage: Eukaryota; Fungi; Ascomycota; Eurotiomycetes; Eurotiales; Aspergillaceae
Product: SGNH/GDSL hydrolase family protein
Exons: 2
Coding region: 1-453 (150 amino acids)
Molecular function (GO): phosphatidylcholine lysophospholipase A1 activity
Source: RefSeq, a predicted model, not a curated record